Molecule: messenger RNA, 729 nt
Organism: Penicillium psychrosexuale
Lineage: Eukaryota; Fungi; Ascomycota; Eurotiomycetes; Eurotiales; Aspergillaceae
Gene: nctA
Product: negative cofactor 2 transcription regulator complex subunit BUR6
Exons: 2
Coding region: 1-729 (242 amino acids)
Biological process (GO): positive regulation of transcription by RNA polymerase II; negative regulation of transcription by RNA polymerase II; transcription by RNA polymerase II
Cellular component (GO): negative cofactor 2 complex; nucleus
Molecular function (GO): RNA polymerase II general transcription initiation factor activity; transcription coactivator activity; core promoter sequence-specific DNA binding
Source: RefSeq, a predicted model, not a curated record
AUGACAGAGAACAAUUAUCGGCCUCGCUCUCCUGAUCUAUCUCUUCCUCCUCCUCAACAAUACGCGCUUGCGAGUCCAAUUACAUCCCACGAAUCGCCCUUCUUCAACUCAUACCAACCUCACCAACGCCCAAUUCUAAGUCGCGUGGGUCAACAAUACGUUCCACCUUAUCAGCCAGACUCGGACAUGGCUCGCCGUUCUAGCCGUCUUGCUCAGUCCGACCGUACCCCCAUCCCAGAACCUAUGCCCGAGGCAAUUCUACCAAUCCCAGAGGCAAUCCAACCAACCCCAGAGCCGAUCGCAAUGGCGCCGGUCCCCGCUAUUGCGCCGGAGAUAGAAGAAGAGAUGCCACCGGCGCCUCCGAGUGCGGGGAUUGAAGUAAAGACCAAGUUUCCCGUGGCGCGCAUCAAGCGCAUCAUGCAGGCCGAUGAGGAUGUCGGCAAGGUUGCUCAAGUGACACCGAUUGCUGUGUCCAAGGCUCUCGAACUCUUCAUGAUCUCUCUUGUCACCAAGGCGGCACAAGAAGCAAAGGACCGCAACUCAAAGCGCGUCACGGCCUCGCAUCUCAAACAGGCCGUCGCCAAGGAUGAAGUGCUUGACUUCUUGGCUGACAUCAUCUCCAAGAUCCCUGAUCAACCCGCCAGUCGCAAACACGAAGACGACGGGAGCGAUCAAAAUGAGGGUCGCCGUAAGCGUGGCGGGCGGCGACCGAAGGAUGAAAGUGAUUGA